Molecule: messenger RNA, 1274 nt
Organism: Aspergillus alliaceus
Lineage: Eukaryota; Fungi; Ascomycota; Eurotiomycetes; Eurotiales; Aspergillaceae
Product: MFS transporter
Exons: 5
Coding region: 15-1274 (419 amino acids)
Biological process (GO): transmembrane transport
Cellular component (GO): membrane
Molecular function (GO): transmembrane transporter activity
Source: RefSeq, a predicted model, not a curated record
CUUACGCUACAGAAAUGGCGAUAAGCACAGUACACAACAGGAACGUCACAGCCAAUGAAGAAGGGGAGUUGCCAAGCGAGACGACUCCUCUCGUCCAAAAGCGCGCGGGCGAUGUUUCCGGCAAGAUAUUCAGUACCAAUGUGACCCUCCUGAUUGCAGGGUUGAACGACGCCGCUCUGGGCGUCCUAAUCCCCUAUAUCCGACCAACCUACGGCAUCACUCUAUUCCAAGUCUCGCAGAUCUACCUGGUAAACUGCGCUGGUUGCCUUACUGCGUCUUUCUCCAAUGUCCAUGUUUGCUCCCGGAUUGGUACAGGCGGUACUUUAGUCCUUGGGGCAGUGAUCCAAACAUUGGGGUUUGCCCUUAUGUUCUGGAACCCGCCCUUUGCAUUAUUUAUUGCUGCAUUUUUCCUAAGUGGCAUGGGAUCGGCGUAUCAGGAUGCCCAGGCGAACACGUUUACAACGACCGUUGAUAACGCUCACCGAUGGUUAGGAAUCCUACAUGGCGUAUAUGGCGUUGGGACAAUUAUCUCACCGGUGGUCGCCAACAUGAUCGCCUCGCGGACGCCAGUCUGGCAUAAGUUCUAUCUGGUAAUGCUGUGCUUGGGGUUGAUUAACUUGGGUUUGCUCAUAUGGACGUUUAGAGAAGGUCUGUUUAAGCCCAAUAAGAGGAAUGCAAGCGGCACAGCCGGGAGAGAGUUAAAAGCGACGUUUUCAAAUAAAGCCGUUUGGAUUCUUAGCGGGUUCUUCUUUUUGUAUGUCGGUGCGGAGGUUACUGUUGGCGGUUGGAUGGUCCAAUUCAUCGUCUCCGUCAGGAACGGAGAUCCCAAGGAGGUAGGGUACAUAGCCUCUGGAUUCUGGUCUGGAUUCACACUAGGCCGCGUCGUGCUGGCCGAUAUCACGCACUAUUUCGGGGAACGUCGCAUGGUAUUUGUCUACCUUGCAUUGGCGAUCACCAUGCAGCUUUUGUUCUGGCUUGUUCCGAACAUCAUUGUGAUCGCUAUCGCGGUUUGUCUUUUAGGAUUCUUCAUCGGUCCGUUUUACCCUAUCGGACUUUACGUUCUUACCCACGUAGUCCCAGAAGAACUUCGUAUUGGAGCUUUAGGGCUUACGGCGAGCUUGGGUCAGGCUGGCGCUGCUGCCUUCCCCUUUAUGACAGGUGCGAUCGCUUCCCAGGCCGGUGUUCAGGUCAUGCAGCCCAUAAUGCUGGGAUUGCUUAUCGGGAUCGGAUUAUUUUGGGCUUCGGUGCCUAGACAAGGGUCGCCUAGUCUUUAG